Molecule: messenger RNA, 845 nt
Organism: Serinus canaria (Common canary)
Lineage: Eukaryota; Metazoa; Chordata; Aves; Passeriformes; Fringillidae
Gene: SYNGR3
Product: synaptogyrin 3
Exons: 4
Coding region: 39-731 (230 amino acids)
Cellular component (GO): neuromuscular junction; synaptic vesicle membrane
Source: RefSeq, a predicted model, not a curated record
GCGGGGCUCGGCUGGGCGCGGAGCGGGCGCGGGGGAAGAUGGAAGGAGCGUCCUUCGGAGCGGGCCGGGCGGGGGCGGCCAUCGACCCCGUGGAUUUCCUCAAGCAGCCGCAGACCCUCCUCCGGGUCACCACCUGGAUCUUCUCCAUCGUGGUGUUUGGCUCCAUCGUGAACGAGUGCUAUGUGAACAAGGACAGCCAGCACCCCGAGCUGCUCUGCAUCUUCAACGAGAAUGAGAGCGCCUGCAGCUACGGCAUCGCCGUGGGCGUCAUCGCCUUCUUCGGCUGCAUCUUCUUCUUCGUGCUGGACCUGCACUUCCAGCAGAUCAGCAGCGUCAAGGACCGCAAACGGGCCGUGCUGCUGGACCUGGGCUUCUCAGGUUUCCUGGCCUUCCUGUGGUUUGUGGCCUUCUGCUUCCUGGCCAACCAGUGGCAGAGGACGACGCUGACGCGGGGCUUCGCGCAGGGCGCGGACGCGGCGCGGGCGGCCAUCACCUUCUCCUUCUUCUCCAUCAUCAUCUGGGUGGUGCUGGCGCUGCGGGCGCUGCAGCGGUACCGCCUGGGCACGGACAUGUCGCUGUUCGCCACCGAGCAGUUCGGCACCGAGCCCAGCGCCUCCUACCCCGGCUACCCCGGCGGCAGCGGCGUGGAGAGCACGGAGACCUACCAGAGCCCGCCCUUCACCGAGACCUUAGAGGCCAACCCCAAAGGUUACCAAGUGCCAGCGUACUGAGGGGCUGCGGCGGGGCCACCCCCGCCCUGUCCCCGCUGUCCCCAGCCCCGUUUCCUUGCCGUGGCGAGUCAGUGCCGGGUCCCUUUAUUAGCUCGUUGUGCAGUGAAUUCUGUA